GGGGGAGGCGGAAGCGUUGCGUUAGCUUGUCACUGGAGUUUCCUCCCAACAUGUCCGAAGAAGCCGCUUCUCACUCGGACCCGUGUUGUUGAGCAGCCUCACGAUGAGCGGCCCCUGCCGGGAGGUCGUCACUCUUCAGCUCGGACACUAUUCUAACUUCGUGGGGACCCACUGGUGGAAUUUACAGGAUGCCUCUUUAUCGUACGACCCGGAGGAGCAGCUGGGAGAGAUCCAGAGCGAUGUGGUGUUUCGUGAAGGACAGACCCGGGGGGGACACGUCACCUACACUCCUCGCCUCAUCGCCAUGGACCUCAAAGGAAGUCUCCGGACGCUGCGGCAGGAGGGAAAUCUGUACGAUGCAGGAAAAGACCCGACCUCUGUCACAUGGGAUGGAAGUGUCCUGAUGCAUAAAGAAAGUCCCCCAUCAAAGAACCCUUUUCUUGAAGAUCUGGAUAAAUUCGAUGGAGAGAUACUCGCCAAGGGUUUCCCAGCAGCUGGUUCCCUGAGAGUGGACACGGUGAACAGUCGACUGGCCCAAGUCCAAAAGGCCUACAGGCUGGAGGGCAACGUGAAGGUGUGGUCCGACUUCCUCCGGAUCCACCUGCACCCUCAAAGCAUCUCAGUCAUCCAUCAGUACAACCACGACGGCGAGGCCCAUCGGCUGGAGGCCUUCGGUCAGGGAGAAGCUCUCCUGCAGGGGCCGGUGCUCGAGGAGCUGGAGGACAAACUGCACUUCUUUACAGAAGAGUGUAAUUACCUCCAGGGUUUCCAGGUGUUUUGUGACAUUGCUGAUGGGUUUGCAGGGCUGGGGUCAAAGGUCACAGAGAUGCUGCAGGACUCUUACAGCGGGAAAGGCAUCCUGACCUGGGGCCUAGCACCCGUCAGUCACCGGGACUCAAGUCCAGUGAAGAACCUCUACCACAUGUUGAACUGCACGUUAGCGACGGCUGAACUGGCCAAUCACAGCUCUUUCUUCUGCCCGUUGACUCUCCGUGGUGGAUUGGGCCGACGCCCCUCCUCUCCCCCAAACUUCCCUCACCUCAACUUCGAUCCGUCACUGUGGUUCCACUCCAGCGCCGUCUUGGCUCUGGCCCUGGACGCCCUCACUGUCCCUUACAGGCUGAGGAACAACAGCGUCCCCAUGUGGCAGAUGGCAGACUCGCUAGCCGUAUCGGGGAGAAAGGUGGUGGCUGCUUACGGCGCCGUCCCCUUUCCCAUGAUGCACGGCAGCUCUCUGCCUGACGCCCUGAGCGCCUGUUCGGACGCUCUGCCCUGGAAGCCUCUGUCAUCGUGUCCGGAACCAGGCGACAGUCAGUGCUACAGCCAGUGGGCGACGCUCAGAGGCUUUGAGGACCAGAGACUGAUCAGCUCUCUGGCUCCAGGGACAGAACCUGCCUCACCCCUCCACAGCCUCCACAGCGGAGAAGACGUCCUGUCGUCUUACAUCGGAUCGUUCUAUCCUUCAGCUUCUCUCGCUCUGCAACUGGUGUCGACUCCCAGUAAGUUGACGCCACCGUUCCCUCAGAUUUUCGGCCAGUCCCUGAAUCCUCAAGGCUUCCUGCAGAGCCAGGCCCCCCCCUCCGGCUCGCCAGCCCCGUUGGUGAAGUCCGUCCCGGUCAUGACGUCCCUUCAGUCCGGGCCUGCACUCGGCACUUGGCUGUCGGAGCUGCAUCGGGCUGCCGGUGCUUUCGACAUCCGCCGCGUGGCCCCCAGCUUCCUCUCCCAGGGCCCCGAGAUGGCCGAUUACGAGGAGGCCAUGGAGCAGCUGGGUCUGAUGGCCCGAUGUUACAGAGACAGCAGCGGCGGGACGAAUCGCUCGUCUUCCUCUGAUGACGACUGAUGUGGAACAGAUGUUUACAGCCUGCAUGUUCUCCCUCAGACAUGAGGAGCUUUGCUGGUUAAAGGACCAGGACUGAAUCACAUGGUCACUAAAAGACAUGAACGUUUGAAUAGUUCAGAUUUAACUGCAGCUUAAAUUACAGAGUUUGACUUCCAAAAAAAAGGUACAUGUGUAGGAUUGAUCAGGAGGUCAAUGGAUGUAGCAUCAUGAGUGUUAGCACUGCUCUUACUUCAAUGCCUGUGUAAUUAAAUGCAUUUUUUACUAAAUGUACAACAUACUGUAUAAACAUGAACCUCUCACCGCACAGUCCAGAGUGACCUGGAGCUACAACACACAAAGUAUUGAAUGUGAAUUCAUGUAGUUGGUUUAGUUAAUGAUUAACUGACACUUAGUCUCAUCUGAUUUACCAUUUCACACUUCAGUUUAGAAAUGGUUUGAUUUAGUAAAGAUAACAUCACAAAUCCCAUUAAAAAGAACAAUGGCAGCAGGAGGGUGUUUAUGGACUGGAGGGAAAUAAACUGUUCCUGUCUUAUGACUA
Molecule: messenger RNA, 2378 nt
Organism: Pleuronectes platessa (European plaice)
Lineage: Eukaryota; Metazoa; Chordata; Actinopteri; Pleuronectiformes; Pleuronectidae
Gene: msto1
Product: misato mitochondrial distribution and morphology regulator 1
Exons: 14
Coding region: 104-1840 (578 amino acids)
Biological process (GO): mitochondrion distribution
Cellular component (GO): cytoplasm
Source: RefSeq, a predicted model, not a curated record